Sinocyclocheilus anshuiensis is the source of this 3763-nucleotide messenger RNA. Its product is annotated as transcriptional activator MN1-like. Bases 615 to 3716 code for a protein of 1033 amino acids. Gene Ontology annotation, biological process: regulation of DNA-templated transcription. Lineage: Eukaryota; Metazoa; Chordata; Actinopteri; Cypriniformes; Cyprinidae. The record is from RefSeq and is a predicted model, not a curated record. The transcript has 3 exons.
AGCGCUGGAGCAGAUGAGGGAAUGUCAAACUUGUUGCCGAUGCCCGCGGCUCGACACAUCCGAGUCAAGGAUAAAUGAGAAAACCCUCCUGGAGCCAGAAGCAUUUGAUGGAACAGCGCGCAGUAUUAAAGAAAAUGGCGAUUAAAUUUUGCGCUGAAUACAUUUCAUACUGUGACAACAAAAGGGACCCUGGGCUCUCCAGUUCCUAACAGCGCGCGCACCCACCGCGGCGCAUUGAGUCUCCUCACAGGACCGAACGCACGCGCGAAGUUCUCCUCCGAGGACCGUCAGUUUAUUGCAUUUAUCUACUCUUUUUGAAUUCAUGUAAGUGUUUUUGAUAUAGAAUAAUUAUUAGUCGGGACCGCGCGCGCAUUGCAUUGGAUAUGUGAACAUGGGACAUGUGCUCCGCGCGCUGGUUUGCACUCCUCUGGAUUUGUGUUGAACGACUUGGGGACGUUACGCAUCGAAUAAUAAUGUAAACGAGGAGUUUUUUAAGAUGUGCAUUUUUCAGGGUCGUUGCUCUAAGGAUAUACAAAGAGGAGUUCGCGUUUUUACGCUUAUGUUGGAAUUGAGUGACAAACUAACAAAAGGAAUUUAAUCCCAGUGGACUGAAAAUGAACUCUAAUUAUAACAGUGCCGGAUUUCAUAUGAAAGGGCCGUCGGUAGCUGUGGAGCCGAUGAUGGGUCCACUAAAUGAAUCCCCCAUACAGGGACUCAACUUUGUCUCAAAUAGAGACCAGUAUGGAUUCCAGACUCAUGGCCAUGGGGAUAUGCUCGCUAUGGGAGUUCAGCCACAACAUCAACUCCACAUGCAAACACCGUUCAACCAUCAACCUCCUAACCACGACCAGCAUUCACAUCUGUACCAGGACAGCGUCCCCUCUUGCUUGCACGGGGACAGACACAUGGGUUUCAAUAACAGCAACGCAGGUCACCCGCAUAUGUUCGAAGGAGGAUUCAGUCAGCAGCUUGCAGAGGUGCAGUCGCAAGAAUGCAUUUCGCAGCAACAGAGAAUGGCCACAAUGCCUGAGUUUCAACCGCACGGCCAUCCUAACGGUAACCACGCCGUUCCAGCGCCGUGUCUUCCACUAGACCAGUCACCAAACCGCGCCGCUUCGUUCCACGGCCUGCCGUCUUCGUCCCCUGAAACCCACAGGCUUGAACAUUACAGGCUUUUCCCACAGGGUAGGAUGGGGGGAUCAGAGCACUGUUUUCCCUGUGAUCCUCUGACGGGGAAUUUUGAUAUGACAGGAUUCUCCACCGCGGACUCUUCAGAGCACAAACUGCCCUAUUGUGAAACGGGGAACCAAGUGGUCGGGGGUCAUUUUGCCACUUGUAAUCGAAGUGGUUCCCGAGGGCCCAUGAUGGGUGGCUCUAAAGUUGACCAGCAGCUACCUCAGGAAAACGUGUUUUCGGACCAAUUCGGGAACCGAGGGAAAAUGGAUCCGGGGGUUAACGCUAGACACCACCUCAUGCCGCAGCAAAGACCGGGACCUGUUGCCAGGCAGAACCCCGGUUCCCCUGCCCUUCCGCGGUUUUAUCACACUCCGGACUAUGUAGCAAACAAUACGGACGUUCAAGGUGGUGGUCCGAUGGUCCACGUUCAACACGGCCACCUGGACCGGCCCAUACAUAGACUGAACAACCAUAACAUGCAUCCCUUUGGGGAGCCAGUGUUUGAUGUCCCCCAGCUAGCCCCUCAGCCCCCACAUCACCCUCACCUCAGCUCACUGCCUUAUUUGAAUAUGGCAAAAAGGCCACGGUUUGAUCUCCCAAACGGCUCUGCUGGAGAGAGCUACAGCCCCCUAAGCAACGGCUUACAUAAUCGGCCCAAUCUUGAGAACCACCUCUCCCCCUCGGCUUUCCCCUCUCCUAUGGGGGACUUUACAUCUCAUGUGACGGAUGGGUUUCCAUCAGGCCCUCUACCCUUGAGCUCCAGUCCACAGCAACAACAACAGCAGCGGCAGCAGAACGCAGCGAUGAUGAUCAAACAAAUGGCAUCGAGGAGCCAGCAGCAGAGAAUGAGACAACCCGACCUGCAACAGUUAAGUCUCCACGGGGAUGUCACAUCAAAUGGCAUGGUCUGCAGAGGCCCUCUGGGUAGUGUGUCUCAGUCCAAUUUUGAGAAGAAGCAUAAUUUUCAUGGAAACUUUGACAGCCCCCACCUACCUCAAGAAAACUCAUGGUUUCCUGAGCCGCAGCAGCAUUGUAGAGAAACAAACACGCAUGCCUUGGAGCAGGCAGAGAAUGGACACAACAUUAUUUUUAGGCAAGGCAUCACAAGCAUGGACAUGCAGUCUUUGAAUUCUCCGGGAGCGCAUCAUCCAUUCGAAAAUAAUGUCAGCAAUCCUCUGCAGAUGCAGUCUCCCGACGAGAGCAACAUGCAGUCAGGCACACCCACGGACAGGAGGCCGGCUGAAUUCGGAGGAAUGGUGAUGAGGAGGCAGCACAGCUGCCCUCCUGGAGGGCCGAGUCAACAGGGAGCCCCCCAGAGCAAUCCUCCAGGAUUUGGCUCCUCUCCAGGGAACUAUCCCGCCCAUCCCGAGUACCUCUCCAGCCAGCACCUGUCAGUCAAUAAGCUUGGGGCCCUCUCUUUGGGGAAUUUGAACAAAGCCAAUACAAAAGACAGUGUGUUUGGCCAAAGCUGUCUGGCAGCUCUCUCCACGGCCUGCCAGAAUAUGAUCGCCAGCCUUGGGGCCCCGAACCUCAAUGUGACUUUUAAUAAGAAAAGUCAAAAUGAGGCCAAACGCAAAGCAGGUCAGGUUGAGCAGGACAUAAAUAGCACUGGCAGUAGUGGCCCAGGGGCAGAGUAUUUCCAGAGCAAUGCUUCUCAGAAUAGUCAAACGCCUUGCUCUGGGAAUAACAAUACGACGGCAGGUCAAAGUGGUACGGGCCAGAUGGCGAAAAGGGAAGCGAGCACCCUUUCCCCGAAUGACAACAUGGAGUCUGGAUGCGAGGGGAAAAUGGCAACAGGCAACGGCAAGGGGAGGGGGAAGAAGAGACGCGACAGCGGGCACAUCAGUCCCGGAAACUUCUCCCCUCCUUGCGGCGGUAACCCCGUCGUCAGUCCGAGUCAGCAGGGUUCCGCUUUGAAUGUGGGCAUGGAGAGCCGCGGCAAGACCCCGGAGAGGUCCCUGGUCUCCCCUUCCUUCGGAAAGCCUGACCUCACCACCUCGAUGGACAGCGGAAUUCAAAGCGUGGGCAAGUCGGAUGGUGUUUCACCGUGCAUGGAUUAUUUAGACGAAGCCAGCCCCAACUACAGCGCAGAGGACCCGAGGCCUUGCAGAGCUGGCAUGAAGUGUAAUUCUGAAAACAGGGCCGGCUACAGUGACAAUCCGUGCAUGGAACAGGUGCGGACACCACUGAGCAACACGGGCCAGGAUGAGGUUCAUCCUCUGGAGAUUUUGCAGGCUCAGAUCCAGCUGCAAAGACAGCAGUUCAGUAUCUCCGAGGACCAGCCGAUGGGAGGGAAAACGGGCAAAAAGGCCGACUGCCAGGCCGGUCUGAACGGAGAGUGCGCCCUGGCCAAUUCUAGCCCAGUCACAGGCAAGGGCUCUGUGAAUACCAUUGACCUUGACUCUCUCAUGACAGAGCAGCAUGCCGCCUGGUAUGUCCCUGGCAACAAGGCUCUGAUAGAGGACCCCAGUAAUGACAAGUGCCUGGGAUUCUGGGAUAGAGCACGGGGCCAGAGUGACAACAAAGAAGGACAUGGGUAGGAGCGCUCCUCUGCUGGCUCUCCUUAGCGUAUCACUGAAAAAAAGGU